AUUUGCUGAAACGUUAUUCACUAAAAAUAACACUUUUUUGGCGCAAAACUAUUACAAAGCCUUCAAAUGUCAGUAAAAAUGGAUUCAAUUGAUGAAAAAAUAGAUGAAAAUAAGGAUUUGGUCGAUGAUGUGGUUAAAGAGUUACACCAAUUGGUGAUUGAAGACAAAAAAUGUAUAACAUACAGUUAUUUAAGUCUUCGUUUUCGUACUCACGUGAAACUGGCCAUCAGACUUCUGGACCAAUUUGUUGAGCGACAAUACAAACGAGGGAAUCAAUUGUUUGUCAAUUAUCUGUUGUCUGGCAAUAAUGACAGCAAUGAUAACGACAACGAAAUUAAGAUGGAGAGGUUUAUGAUUGUCGAUGAGUCUGAAGUUGAUUCGGUCAGUCAGUGGUUCCGCAAUGGUUUCACUAAACAUAUCUAUAGUGUUAGUGUAACUCAAGAGAGCAGUUCACUUGAUCUUAAUUUUAACGAAUUUGAUUAUGAAGUCAAAGAUAAGACUGAUUUAAAUGAUUUACAAAAGUUAACGUAUAUCACUAAUGAUGGCAUCGAUUUCCGACAAUCUAACAGAAGACAAGUCGCUAAGUUUGUCGUAAAGAAAGAACAAAGUGAUAACAAAAGCACAACAAUUGAGAAACAAGAAAAUCAUAGCAAAGCUAAACCUAAAAUCAUCAGCAAAGGAAAGAAUAGAUCGAAGAAGAAGAUCACAGAAAUGUUUUCUAAGAACAAAAAAGACAAUAAUGAAGAACUUGUCAAUAAUGAUGAUAACGACCCGUUUAAGAGUGACAGUGAAACUGAAGAUAAGGAUAAAAAUGAAGACUCUUUAACCUCUAAAGAAAUAAGUGACGAAGAAAUUGAGGAAAAGGUUAACAUAAUUAAUGAUAAAAGAAAAUCCAAGAAUGAUUCUAAUGACACAUCAGAUGAAGAAGAAAUAUUUACCAUUAAGAAAAAGUCUAAGAAAUUUAAAAGAAUUAAAAUUGAUUCCGAUAGCGAUUCUGAUGAUGAAUGCAAAGAAAAGACUGCUAUCGAUAAGUUUGUUAAUAAGAAUAGUUGUAAUAAUGAUAUCAAGAAAGUAAUGGAACAAAUUGAGACAUAUGAAGAUGAAGACGGAUUUUUAGUUACUAAAAAAGUUAAAAAAGAGGUAACAAAUGAUGAUAAAGACAAUAGAAUUAAAGAUAAAGAAGAAAAUGCUAAUCAAGAGAACAAUGAAAUAAAGACAAAAAGUGAAGAAAAGAGAAAGAAAACGAAAAAUGAAGAGAAGUCUAAACAAGUGAAGAAUGAAGUGACAAAUGUUGACAACAAGAGUGUGAAGAAACCGAAGACACAACAAAAAGAUAAGAAUGGUAUGACUCAGUCAUCGAUUACCAGUUUCUUUAAACCAAAACAAAUUAAUUGAUAGAGAAUGACAACACAUCUAUUAUAUUUAUAUUAUUAAUUUACAUCAAUGUUUUUAAU
This is a messenger RNA of Oppia nitens, 1454 nucleotides long. RefSeq names its product myb-like protein X. Gene Ontology annotation, molecular function: DNA-directed DNA polymerase activity. Gene Ontology annotation, biological process: DNA synthesis involved in UV-damage excision repair; DNA strand elongation involved in DNA replication; DNA replication. Bases 67 to 1395 code for a protein of 442 amino acids. Gene Ontology annotation, cellular component: nucleus; delta DNA polymerase complex. The record is from RefSeq and is a predicted model, not a curated record. NCBI's taxonomy places the organism in Eukaryota, Metazoa, Arthropoda, Arachnida, Sarcoptiformes, Oppiidae. The transcript has 5 exons.